Messenger RNA from Brienomyrus brachyistius, 3384 nucleotides. It is a transcript of the gene dact1, whose product is annotated as dishevelled-binding antagonist of beta-catenin 1. Gene Ontology annotation, cellular component: cytoplasm. NCBI's taxonomy places the organism in Eukaryota, Metazoa, Chordata, Actinopteri, Osteoglossiformes, Mormyridae. The transcript has 5 exons. The coding region runs from base 139 to 2694 and encodes 851 amino acids. The record is from RefSeq and is a predicted model, not a curated record. Gene Ontology annotation, biological process: negative regulation of JNK cascade; negative regulation of canonical Wnt signaling pathway; regulation of Wnt signaling pathway, planar cell polarity pathway.
GAGCGGCGCUGCCUGUUACAAACUUGAAGGCAGCUGUCGGCUGCGCGUCAUUCACUCUGCGAGCGUGAAGCCGAGAUUGAGCGUCCAAAGACUUAAGAGCGAUGUUACCUUCGCAGCCGUGCCUGGCCAAAGGGAUCUAUGCAUUUCGCAUCUCUUAACUUUUGGCACGCGUUAAGCCAAUGCUGUAACUUCUUUUCCCCGGUGGAUAUCAUGAAACAAGCAGCCGCCGCUGCGGAGAUGCCAGCUUGCAAGGAGAGCCCGUCCGUGCGGGACAGGAGGGAGAGCGACGUGAGAUCCCGAGAGAGGAUGGAAGGAGACCUGGAUCGGCUCCGGACGCGGGAGAGACUGGAAGCGACGCUUGCGGGACUGGGGGAACUGGAGUACCUGAGACAGAGGCAGGAGUUGCUGGUCAGGAGCGUGUUAAGUCACCGGGAGAUAUCUGCGAUUACCGGGGAUGAUAAAGUCAGCGCCGGAGCUUUGGAGGACAACUACUUGAGCUCAGAGGAGAAGCUCUUGGAGGAGAACAUACAGUUGCUGAAACAGCAGUUGAAUUGUUUGAGACGGAGGGAUGCUGGGCUGAUCAGUCAGCUGCAGGAACUGGACAGACAGAUCAGUGACCUCCGAUUGGACAACGAGAAGGUGUCACAUGACCACGUGGAGACUGACAGCCGGCCGAGCUCAGGCUUUUACGAGCUGAGUGAUGGGGCUUCUGGGUCUCUGUCCAACUCCUCCAACUCGGUCUUCAGCGAAUGUUUGUCCAGCUGCCAGUCGAGCAGCUGCUUCUGCAGCCCCCUAGAAUCUUCCCUGGGUGUCUCAGAGGGACGGCCCAAGUCUGCAGAUGGCUUGAUGGAAUGUGUGGAAUGCAAAGGCCAGGGUGACGACCAGAGCUCCGUAGUGGCCAGUAGGUCCUGCUCUGCUUCCUACCCACCUUCUGCCGACGGCACCUCUGACAACCAGUCCAAGUACCACUGCGACCUGGUGGCUAAGAACGGGAGUGAUGUGUACCGCUACCCCAGCCCUCUUCACGCCGUGGCCGUACAAAGCCCCAUGUUCUUCCAGUCUCUCAUAAACCACUUGAAGGAAGAGAGUGUCCCACCGAAAGGUGGUGAGCCUUUGAGCGACGCCUUAAAACCGGAGCAGCCUUUGGUGUCCCAGAGUACCUCUUGGCCGUCCUCCUAUGGACCCACCAACAAAAGACUGGAUAAUUACAUCUUCGGCUUACUCCAGAGGCGCACCCAGCCCAUGAGGACCAGUAAGCCACGCACAAGCAUAAACACAGACCCCUCCAAGAGCAUCUUGAGGCAAGGUAGCCUCUGUGUACGGCAGGCCGCUGGCCCAUCGCAAGGGAAAACUCCUGACCCCAAAACAACCUGGCAGGGAAGCGUGCAUCCCGGUUCUGUGAACAGUGUGGAUGUUGGUGCAGGGUCUCCUCUGAAACAAUGGGUGUUGGAAACCCGGGCUGAAGUUCCAGAGAAUGGAAAGUGUCACAUCCAGGGCCUGCCUCCUAAUGAACAUUUGACCAAUGGCAAUGGUGACGUUCAUACGAACAGCCUCUCAAAAAAGAUGGUUCUAAAUAAAGGCCCUUCAUUAAGCUCUAAGAAUUACCACGAGCCAAGUAGCACUCAUGCAGUUUCCUCGCCUAAAGACAACCGGUACGCUUACCUUCUGUCACAUGAGGAUAAUAAAGCCCCACAGACGGUGAAGGUGUGCACUCCAAAGAAAUGCACCAAAUCCCCCCCGGCUGUGUUGUGUGCUGCGGAAGAGCGACCCGCUCUAGAGCUAGUAAGCUUAGGCUCUUCAUCUCAGAGUCAGGAUGAAGGUGGGCAGUUGGUCAGCGCUCAAUACAUACCUGGACACAAGCAGACGGUGAAACUGCGCAAGGGUGGGAAGAACGUGAAGGUCGUCAAGGUGAAGAGUGCCUCGCUGAAAUCCAGGACGCACGCCGAUCUGCUUCCCGAGGUGGGACGGGAGAAGCAGAGGACGGGGCUAAAGAAGUGUCGCUUCCCCGAGGAUGUAUCCAACCCUCCGAGAUCCUCUAAGAAGACGUCCUCCUCUCGAAUGAAGAGGAUCCCAGCCUCGAUCCCAGAGGGUCGCAUAGUGGACAAACACUCACAAGCAACUGCAGGGAAACUACCUGUGACCAAGCACCAUACACAUGGACGUGAUGUGGUGCUAGCAAAGCCCAAGUACAAAAGGAGCGACUACCGAAGGCUGAAGUCUAUAACGGAGGUACCGUAUGAGGAAGCCAUAAGGAGAGCGCGACGGCGGCAGAAGCGGGCGAUUUUGGGCCACGUCCCCGCUAUGUAUGUGCCAUCUGACGUGCAGUACCCCAGCCCGUACUCAUACGUAGGCAGCGACUCGGAAUAUUCGGCGGAAUGUGCCAGUUUAUUCCAUUCCACGAUUCUGGACACGAGUGAGGAUGAACGCAGCAACUACACCACCAACUGCUUUGGAGACAGCGAGUCUAGCCUCAGUGAGGUGGACUUUGUGGGGGAGAGUACAACAACCAGUGACUCGGAGGAGAGUGGGGGCAUGAACUGGCCUCAGUUUGGCCAAGCCGCCGGACCCAUUCUUGGCCAGGAGAUGACCGCGGCCCAGGCUAAGGCUUUUGUCAAAAUAAAGGCAUCUCACAAUCUAAAGAGGAAGAUCCUCCGCUUUCGAUCUGGGUCUUUGAAACUGAUGACUACCGUCUGAAAAACCUGUGUCCCAGUAGCCAAUGAAAUUGGUUCAUCUCCUCUCCACAAGUGCCUUGGCUGUUUUAGGCUCAUUGCGUGUAACUGUCCCAGCGACUGUUAAUAGAAAUAAAAUAGUGAUACAAUGAUUUGCAAAUUGUAUCUGUAACCUCCUUAAACCUGCACUUUCUAGAUAAAAUCAUACAAUUUGCACACUGUACAAAUAGUCAGUGUCGCCCAGUUAUUGUAUGAAGCCAUUUUUAAAAUAUUUAUUAUUGACGGUACGUUUAUUAUUGGUGGUGCUAUCUACUUGGUACCAUUUUAUAAAUGUGUCAUUGACAAUGGUUUACUUUGCUAAAAAAUAUUUAAACUUAAUAUAUUUCAAUUAGUCCAACAUCAAAUGAGGAAGUAGCUAUAAAUUGAUUAUCAAUGCAGAUCUUUAAGGGAAUGGGAAGCACCCCUCCUUUGAAAAGACGCAGUCUGUUUCUGAAUUGAGUCUUGGGACAAACUUAAAGACCAUUGCUGAUAUCAUGGUGCUUUUUUUUAAUUAUUUGUGCACAUAAUGUAUGCAUGACCAACUGCUUUAUCCUUCAGUUUUCUAUUGAUGCCAAAUAGCUGUAAAUAGCUUUUUUGUAUAUAGAUUCUUGUAUGUAUUCUGUUAAUGCUGGUGCGCUAUGUUUUUUUGCUGAAAUAAAUGUCUGAUUAAAAACAA